This is a messenger RNA of Penicillium manginii, 558 nucleotides long. RefSeq names its product lipase. The record is from RefSeq and is a predicted model, not a curated record. The transcript has 3 exons. The coding region runs from base 1 to 558 and encodes 185 amino acids. Lineage: Eukaryota; Fungi; Ascomycota; Eurotiomycetes; Eurotiales; Aspergillaceae.
AUGAACUACAUCUCGACCCAAACCAACCUGCCCGUGGCGAUCCUCACCUGUCCAGACUUCUACGGCAAUGUGAUUCGUAUUCUCGUUUACCCGGUCCUGUCCUCACUUGCAUGUACACCAGCACUCUAUCAACAGGAUCAAAACACCUCAUCCAUAUCCAUACGCACCCUACGCGCCAACGACGGCGACUCAGCUGACGUCUCACAACGACCAUCUACUCGACCUUCGACGAGAUCGUCCAGCUACAGCCCGGCCCCUCUAUGUCGGCAUUGCGCCGCGACGCGCGUGGCGUCGGCGUCGGCGUCACAGCCGCACAUCUUCAGAGCGUUCGUGCGGGUCAGGUCGCUGGCGGGGUCUACGCAUGAGGGGUGCUGUAUAAUCCUUGCGUGGGCGUUGGCCCUGGACGCCAUUGCGCACGGCGGGCCCGCGAGCUUGGAUCGGAUCGAUCGCGAACAGAACUUGGUGGUUGUUGCUGCUGCUGCUGCUGCUGCGCACUUGUUGAAUAAGCCCCCGCCACAUACGACAGCGGAGCCGCCUAUGGGCUACGCGUCGUCUUGA